Paralichthys olivaceus (Japanese flounder) is the source of this 3504-nucleotide messenger RNA. The record is from RefSeq and is a predicted model, not a curated record. NCBI's taxonomy places the organism in Eukaryota, Metazoa, Chordata, Actinopteri, Pleuronectiformes, Paralichthyidae.
CAGAGGAUCUUUGAGGAUCAGGAUCUUCUUUCACUGAGUUUCUCUGCAGCUGAUGUUCAGCAUCAGACCUCAGUAAGAAAACUCUGCAUCUGUCAGCUCCUCCAGUUGUGCUGCAGUGUUCGCUCCCUGGACGCCAGCGAGGGGAACAAGUCAUCAAUCUGCUGGUGACGGUGAUAUUCAGAGAGGAGCCUUCCUCCGAAUCUGCUCUGUUACAGUUUAUGAGCGAGCCGUCACCGUUUCUUCAACACGCAGCUUCAUCAAAUGGCCACUAGUCCCAGCAGCGUCCAGCCGUCCAACAGCAUGGAGGAGACACAGCAGCCCGAGCAGCCAAUUAGCACACAGCCGGAUUGCGGCGAGGCAGGCCACGCCCCUGUGACCUCUCAACCAGCUGAGCAGGGAGCCGCCUCCUCAACGACAGACGAGAUAACAGAGGAGGGAGGAGCCAUGGAGCACCUGACAGUGAUCAGCGACAACAUGGAGACCAGUAACGGAAUCGCUCCAGCGAUGGUCGACUCUCCCACAGUGUCCUCUGUGUCGCCCAUGCUGCACGCCAAGCCGGGCGGCCACGCCAACGGUCGCCCUCGCUUGGGCAGCCGGUCCGGCUCAUUAGCGGCGGGCUCGCCCAGGCCCUCGCUCACCCGCCGGCCCAGCGCCCUCACAGAGGGCGCUGUGGACGGGUCCAAGCCGCGGGACUACCUGAUCCUCGCCAUCCUGUCCUGCUUCUGCCCCCUGUGGCCAAUCAACAUCGUAGCACUCACCUUCUCUGUGAUGUCCAGGAACAGUCUGCAGCAGGGAAACGUUGACGGGGCUCGUCGUCUGGGUCGUAACGCCAUGAUCCUGUCGGUGGUUUCCAUCUUGGGUGGAAUCGCCAUCAUCGCUGCAGCCAUCGCCCUCAACUGGGGAUUGAUAUUAAAGUCCUAACGAAAUGAGCGUCAGCGGUGAGACUUUUUGACUUCUCGACUUCUCGACUUCUCGGCUUCUCGACUCCACGUUUCCUCUUGUUCCUGAAGCACCAUCGUUUUUCAUGCUCCUGCACCGGAUGAUAAACAAGUUAUAAAAUCUGUUCCUGUUCUUUGCUGUUGUUUCUUGCUGCACGAUGAGCAUGUUCCACCUGACGCUCUACCUCCGACACCACCAACUAACCGACCCGACACCGGCGACCCCUCCUGGACACAUCGACCUCCUUGUUGCUUCCUCUCGCUACACUCUCUCCGAUCUGUCGUCAUGGUAAACUGACGUGUUACUGAAUCUCUGUGCCACAGUUCGGACAUCGGAGCUAACUGACGGACGUGUUUUCCACUUUUUGAUGCCAAAAGAAUCAGAAACUGAAGCGAUGAACUGUUCGUGUCGUUAACGUGAACGAAGGAAAGAAAAAGACAAAGUGUCCAAGUGUUUCCUGUUGUCUGUUAUGCACAAACACCAAGAUAGACGAGUGCUGCCUCCUGGUGGUCGAAUCACAGAGACUAAAGUCCUGACGUCAGCUGCUGUUCGACGGCUCGUCGUUCCAUCAGUCGCUCUGAAAAAAGGACGUUUACUUUCAUACAUUGACACAAACAGCUUCCACCACAUUCACGACUGGAAACACGAGGACUCAUCUCUGAAACGCUUUGAACAUAUUUUACAGCGUUCACUUUCUAACGACAAGUUUCUCUGUUGAUUAAACAGAAAUUUAAAAUAGACCGUUAUCUUCUCUGAUAGCCACGUGUGGCUAACAUUAGCAGUGCUAGCACCAGUGGUACUCACAGCAGUUGUGUUUUAACGUGUGAGUCGCUAACACACGUGUUGUGCACAGAUAAAUCAGGACCUCUCCCCCCCCCCGCCCUGUGCAUGUUUACAGUAGUAUUUACACAAAGCUUUUACAUCCGACGUAGCCUCAUUUAGCACGAGCGCUAACUGAGUAGCACUUUGUAAAUAAACAGUAUUCAUUGUCGUGAGCAGUCACUGACCCACAAUCCACUCGCACACAAACUGUGGGAUUUUAGAAAAUGUUGCUGCUGUUGAGUGACCCAACAUUUGAACUUUGCACCAAUCGGACGUCGUCUCUGAGGUCGGGUGGGGUCGGGUGGGGUCGCCCUGCGUUCACGUCACAUGACAUGGCAACGACCUGUAGGUGUUAAAGUUGUUUGAGGAUGAAAACAGUUUGUGCUGAACGAUGGUGUCAGACGUCCGUUUGUCUGGCUUUCAGAUGUUUUCAUCAAGUUGUCACCAAAAUAAAAUCAGGGUUUUCAGAUAAAUGUCCCAGUUGUCAUGACGAUGCUGUCUACGCCUGAUGCAGAUGUUCUGACGGGGACAACGUGUCCUCCUGUAUGUAGCAUGCCUGUUUACUAAUCACAUUAUGCAAAGAAAAAAAAUCUGCUCCGUGUCGUACGAACGAUGAAGCCUCUGAUUCCUGCUCGGACUCCAACACGGUUUUAACGGACUUUGCUUGCGCUACCUCUCAGAGUCGCCUCACGUGUUUCACUUUGAUGAUUUGAACUGACUGUUAAAACUAUUGUUUGUGUUUGAAUCUGUUGUUUCUGUUGGAACUUUAUCAUUUAUACAGACGUCCACCCUUAAUUCUGCUGAAACAGUUUCUGUACAUGGAAAAACUACUGGAGUGUAUACGUAUACACACACACACACACACACACUCAUAUACAUAUAUACAUAUAUAUAUAUAUGAGUGUGUACAAGUAUAUUAUAUAAUUACUUUGUCUUAGACGAAGAAAUGAAAAGUUCUGAGGAAGAUUUAUCAGUAAAUGCAAAAUUUAAAUCACUGUUCAUUUAUCAUAAAACUACAAACUAUAACAUUUUCAGUCAAAUCAAUCUAAAAAUAUGAGUCGACGACGUCCUCAGAUAUUUUCCUCUCCCUCUCUGGAGUCGGCUGCUGAUUUCUAACAAAGUAACUGAGAAAUAAAUAUGAAACGUGAUGUUUCUUUCUAUUUAAAUUAUGAACUUUCUUUAUCAACAUGGUUUUAAUCUUCUUGUAGUAAUCGAUUCUCUGACACGAUUUACCUCUGAAUCAACAGUUUCACAUUAAAAUGAGGAGAAACAGCUGGAAGAGAGAAUCUGAAACAUGAUGGAGGUGCAAUAAAAAUCAACUCACACAAAAACAACAACACAGAAAUAUAAAGUGUAUAAAACUGAAGAGAACUUUUCAUUUCUAACUCACGUCUCCUGUUCACACUUUAAAUCACACUUUUCUUUGGUCUUGACUCUGUUGUUGUGGUUUUCUUCUCUUUUGUAAAAGCUCUUCUGAGACCUGAUCUUUGUAUUUUUAUAUUUCUAUUCUCAUCCUCUGGAUCUUUUGUAUUGACGUGGUGAUCUACUGUUUGUAAAGCUCGGUAUAACCUGCUUCCUGCUUGCUCUUUUUAAAUGCCAAAGUGAGGGGACACUGUAAGCAUGACUCGACCGUCACCUCCUGUUUAUGAUCGACACACUGGACUGUGCCUGUGCAUGCCUUAACCUGACUGAGUAUUCAGAUUCAGAUAUUCACAUUUAUCAAAGAUGAUUGAAGGGAAUAAA